Messenger RNA from Vombatus ursinus (common wombat), 3753 nucleotides. RefSeq names its product nucleolar protein 6 (gene NOL6). Gene Ontology annotation, biological process: tRNA export from nucleus; rRNA processing. NCBI's taxonomy places the organism in Eukaryota, Metazoa, Chordata, Mammalia, Diprotodontia, Vombatidae. The record is from RefSeq and is a predicted model, not a curated record. Bases 37 to 3501 code for a protein of 1154 amino acids. The transcript is spliced from 26 exons. Gene Ontology annotation, cellular component: small-subunit processome; UTP-C complex; CURI complex.
GGAGCGGCUACGGUGUUGGGCCUUGCGGCUGGAGUUAUGGGGCCGGCGCCCGAAGGAGCACCGGGACGCGGGGCUCCUAAGGAGCCCGAGAUGAUAGAACCCAUUAUGGAAGACACGGAGUCAGAGGAGAACAAAGACAGCCCUCCCUCCAAGAAGCGUCGGGCCGGGACUCAGGAUGGGGGACUCCCUCCGCCUGUGGAGCUGAGCGAAGCCCAGCUGUACCAGGAGCCCACCAAUGAGGAGCUGAGCCAGAUGAAAGAGACAGAAAACCUCUUCCACUCCAACCUCCUCCGGAUGCAGAUGGAGGAGCUAUUAAAGGAGGUGAGGCUGAAGGAAAAGAAGCAACAGCGGAUCGAUACCUUCCUGCAUGAGAUUAAGCAAUGGCUUCUUACUGUCCCUUCAACCACGGUGACUGAGAUGACAGACCAGUCAUGGCUGCCCAAAGGUGUAAGAGUACCCUUCAUCCAGAAGCCUUAUGCUGUGAAAGGUCGCUUCCAAUUCUUGCCUCCCACUCAGGUCACUGUGGUGGGCAGCUACCUGCUAGGAACUUGUGUCCGACCAGAGGUCAAUGUAGAUGUAGUGUUGACUAUGCCAAAGGAGAUCCUACAGGACAAGGACGGGCUAAAUCAGCGCUACCUAAGAAAGCGCGCCUUCUACAUAGCUCAUCUGGGCCACCACUUGUCCCGGGACCCACUCUUUGGCAGUGUCCGUUUCUCCUACAUAAAUGGUUGUCACCUGAAGCCUCUGCUGCUGCUCCGUCCUGCAGGAAAGGAUGAGCGGCUGGUCACUGUGCGCCUGUACCCCUGCCCACCACCCGGCUUCUUCCGUCUAUGCCGCCUGAUGCCCUCCAAGAACAAUGUCCGUACUGCCUGGUUCUGGGACAAGACUACCCCAGAGGAGGGUAUCCUGGAUUCUCCCACCCCUCACUACAACACCUUGCUCCUCUGUGAUGAAGUUAUGGAAUCUCACCUUCACCUUUUGUCAGCCAUGCUUGCCUCCUCCCCUGGCCUUCGGGAUGGCAUUAUUUUGCUUAAAGUCUGGCUGCGGCAGCGAGAUCUGGACAAGGGCACCGGAGGCUUCAGUGGUUUCAUUGUUUCCAUGCUGGUGGCCUUCUUAGUGUCUGCUCGAAAAAUCAGCAAGUCUAUGAGUGGCUAUCAAGUGCUGAGGAAUGUUCUGCAGUUUCUAGCUGCCACGGAUCUGACGGUCAAUGGCAUCAGCUUGUGUCGUAGUUCGGAUCCAUCUCUGCCAGCUGUGGCUGACUUCCAUCAGGCCUUCUCCGUGGUCUUUGUGGACCCUUCAGGACACCUUAAUCUCUGUGCUGAUGUCACAGUUCCCACAUACCAGCAGGUGCAGCAUGAAGCCCAGCUGUCUAUGGCUGUGCUGGAUGAUAAGACUGUAGAUGGGUUCCAGAUGCUGCUCAUGACACCUAAACCAAUGAUCCGAAGCUUCGACCACGUUCUUCAUAUACAUCCCCUGAGCUGUCUGUAUGCUGCCUGCCAAAGGCUGAAGCUAUGGUCAGAACUGCAGGACCACGGAGGAGACUAUGUGGCUGCCAUACUUCCUACCCUGACUGCCCUUCUGGAACGGGGCCUGGGCUCCCGUCUGAUCUUGUUGACCCAUUCGAGGGCCCCUGUGCCCCAGUGGGAGAUCAACCAGAACCCCCCAAAGCACAAGGACCAGGGUGCCUUGUCAUUGGGAUUGCUGCUGCGGCCCGAGGGACUAGUCAGCGUUCUAGAGAUGGGACCUGAAGCUGACCACCCAGAGGCUGCUGACUUCCGCCAGUUCUGGGGCUCACGAUCAGAGCUAAGGCGUUUCCAGGAUGGGUCAAUCCGUGAGGCUGUUCUUUGGAAGGCUGAGUCCAUGGCCGAGAAACGCCUCCUGCCCCAUCAGGUGAUCACUCACCUCCUAAAACUCCACGCAGGUAUAGCUGAGUCCUACAUCCAUUAUGUGGGGGGCUCCCUGGACCCUCUGAUCAGAGCCCCAAAAGAGGUUCAUAGCACAGGCGAGGAGGCACUGGCAAUGGUGGUACGUGCCUAUGACCAGCUGAGCCGCCAGCUGUGGGGUCUCAAAGGGCUGCCCCUGACUGUCACCUCUGUGCAGGGAGCUCAUGCUGCCCUACGAUAUACUGACGUAUUCUCUCCUGUGCCUGUCUGGCUUGAUUUCACAUUCCACGACCACCUGGAAAAGCGGGACGCAUUGCUGCCUCGGCCUAGCAAGCCCUGCCCAGCUUUCGUGGAUCCCAUAAAUGUGGUAUGUCACCUGGAAGGCAGUGGACAGUGGCCCCAGGAUGCAGAUGCCAUACAGCGAGUUAGAGCUGCCUUCCAGUUGCGCCUGGCAGAGGUAUUGAGUCAGGAGUAUGGCCUCCGGUGUUCAGCUAAGGCCUCUCACACUGAUGUCUACAAGGUACUGAGGUGGCCAGAGCAGGACGGUUAUGUUUUUCGAGUUCGGGUGGCGUACCACCGGGAGCCCCAAAUCCUGAAGGAGUCCUGUACCCCAGAAGGAAUGGUCACACUGAGGGAUACACCUAACUCAGCCCUCCUAGAUCGGGAAACCCGGCUGCUGCCCCAGCUCACUAGUGCCUUACAUGGGCUCCAGCAGCAGCACUCAGCUUUCUCUGGUGUGGCCCGUCUGGCAAAGCGCUGGGUCCGGGCCCAGCUCCUCAGUGAUGGACUGACAGAAGAGAGCUUAGACCUACUGGCUGCCUCCCUCUUCCUUCAUCCUGCCCCCUUCACCCCACCCAGUUCCCCCCAGGUUGGCUUUCUCCGGUUCCUAUCUCUGCUGUCCACGUUUGACUGGAAAAAUAGUCCCCUUAUUGUCAACCUCAAUGGUGAACUCACAGCUGAAGAUCAAGCAGAGAUUCAUAGCCACUUCCUAGAAUCUCGAAUCCGCCUUCCUGUCAUGGUCAUCGCCACACCCCAAGACCGAAGCCACUCCUUGUGGACGAAGGACAAACCCUCAGCUCAGAUCCUGCAUCACCUUGUGAACCUAGCAGCUAAAGCCUUGCCAAUCCUAGAGAAGCACUUGAUGGACCCUUCUGAGUCUGGAGAUAUCAGGAUGGUAUUUCGGCCAACCCUGGAUGUCUAUGAUGUGCUAAUCCACCUGAAUCCCCGGCAUAUCCCCCGGCACCGAGAGGCUGUGGACUUACCAGCAGCCUCCUUCAGCAGAGGCCUCCUUGAGAGCACAGGCCCCUCCCGCCGGCUGCCCGUCCUCUGCUAUGACCCUCCAAGCCUCUACCUCAGUCAGCUCAGAAAGGCCUUUGGAGACUUGGCACUGUUUUUUUAUGAUCAACAUGGUGGAGAAGUAAUUGGUGUCUUAUGGAGGCCUGAUAGCUUCCAGCCACAACCCUUCAAGGCUACCAGUGUGCAAGGGAGGAUGGUGGUGUCACAGAGCGGGGAUCUCAUGACAGUGCCCAAUGUGGAGGCCAUUUUGGAGGAUUUUGCCAUCCUAGGCAAAGGGCUGGUACAAACUGUGGAGGCCCGGAGUGAGAAGUGGACAGUGUGAUCUCAAACUCCAGCUGGACGAUAGCCCCAGACGGAAAGAUGGAGGAAGAUGUCUCUGAAACCAUGACCACCACUCCUUCAUCCCCGAUAAAAGCUCUGGUUGUUCCCUGACAGCCUUAGUGCCUGGUUGUGGGUUUGGCCUCAUGAAAUCCAGGGACAGCCCUCAGAUCCUGGCACUGAUCGAGGCUCUGGUGGGCAGUCUGGGGAAAGGAGUGAGAGCAGCAGUUCUUAACCUAGGGACCGUGAAAUGAAG